AAGAUCGCCGACUUCGGGGUGGGGCGCAUCCUGAACCAGACCAUGGACCCCUGCAACUCCUCCGUGGGCACCAUCGCGUACAUGAGCCCCGAGCGCAUCAACACCGACCUCAACGACGGCAACUACAACGGCUACGCCGGCGACAUCUGGAGCUUCGGCCUCAGCAUCCUCGAGUUCUACCUGGGCCGCUUCCCGCUCGGGGAGAACCUGGGGAAGCAGGGCGACUGGGCGGCCCUCAUGUGCGCCAUCUGCUACUCCGAGUCGCCGGCGGCGCCGCCCCCCGCGUCCCCGGAGCUGCGGAGCUUCAUCAGCUGCUGCCUCCAGAAACACCCGGCGAAGCGGCCGUCCGCGGCGCAGCUGCUGCAGCACCGGUUCAUCGCCUCGCCGCCGCCGCAGCAGCCGCAGGCCCUCGCCGCCCCGCCGUGCUGACGGCUCCCCGCCGUAACCAAGUUAAAUUCGGAGGGAUCAUGGGUGGACGGUGGCCGGUGGCGAGACGUGGGAUCUAGGAGGAGGGGCGAUCGAUCUUUCCUCCUCUUAGCCAUUUUGGGUAGUGAAGCCACCACCACAAAUUUACCCAUCCAAUCCCUCUGUUGUUGCCGUCGCUCCUGAAAUUAAGCUCAAGCUUUUUCUUUAGUUCCUGUUAAUGUCAAUUAAAUGUUGUCCCCUCCAAAAGAUGAUGAUUAUUCUGAUGAUGAUGAUGAUGAUGAUUCUGAUGA
Triticum urartu is the source of this 716-nucleotide messenger RNA. The record is from RefSeq and is a predicted model, not a curated record. Lineage: Eukaryota; Viridiplantae; Streptophyta; Magnoliopsida; Poales; Poaceae.